This is a messenger RNA of Funneliformis caledonium, 1242 nucleotides long. NCBI's taxonomy places the organism in Eukaryota, Fungi, Glomeromycota, Glomeromycetes, Glomerales, Glomeraceae. The record is from the annotation of a GenBank genome assembly.
AUGGAUUAUUCUACGAUUUUACUUGCUUCUAUUCAGUCAAGCGCACAAGUUAUUCUCGUAUGUAUUACCGGAUACAUAGCAGCAAAACUUGGGAUAAUAAAUUCUUCAUUACAAAAGGGCCUUUCCGGUCUGAUAAUAAAGGUUCUCAUGCCAUGCCUAUUAUUUUCAAGUAUUGCAUCAGACAUCGACUUGGAAACUUUGAUAAAAUUAUGGCCUAUUCCCACUUUAUAUGUGGUAUUUUCCAUACUAAGUGGAUCUCUUGGUGUGCUCGGCGGAAAAGUAUUAAAUCUAACACCGGCAAAGACAAAAUUUGUAAUGACUGGCAUAAUCUUCAAUAACGUAACGAGUUUAUCGUUGGGUUUAUUACAAGGUAUUCAAAAUACUAGCGCAAUUAGAAUCUCAACCAAGGGUGAAGAUGAUGAUACAAAAGAUGCCGUUUCGCGUGGUAUAUCUUACAUAUUGCUUUCUACGCUCUUGGGGAACUUAUCACGGUGGAGCUUAGGAACAUACUUGUUAAAGAAAGAAUCAAACAGGGAUUCUGAUGAGGAAGUUGAUACAAGUUCGGAUUUUGAACGGUCGAUGUCACAACCUUUGCCAACUUAUCACGAUGAUGAGGAACAAUUUACAACCACGGAACGCACCCCUCUAAUUUUCAAAAGGAUUGAAACAGAGAUUGCCCCAGCAUGGAAAAGUUUAUUCAAUUGCGUUCGCAGCAUAUAUAAUUCAAUUAUUGAGAUCAUGAAUCCUCCUUUAUACGCGGCUAUUAUUGCAUUAUUCGUUGGGACUAUUCCGUUUUUAAAAGGAAUUUUCUUUGGCGAUAAUUCACCAUUGUAUGGUACAGUUACGCGUACCAUGGAAACUUUAGGAGACAUAUCUGUGCCUUUAAACCUUCUCACACUUGGAGCUCAAUUAAAGAAUCUUCCGCGUGCUAAAGGACAAGAAAUGCUUCCGGCGAUAUCAUGGGUCAUGAUGUGUCGUUUCGUAAUUAUGCCAAUCAUAGGGGUGACCGUUGUAAUAAUCACAAAGGAUUAUUACCUUAACGACCCUAUGCUCUGGUUUGUAUUGAUGUUGCUCGCGAGUGGACCACCUGCUGUCAAUUGCAUGAAUUUAUCACAAUUAACUGGGUCAUUCCAAGAGGAGAUGGUUGCCUUGUUAUUUUAUUCAUAUGCUGCCGUUGCACCUUUAAUAGCUUUGCUUAUUAUGGCAAUGUUGACCAUUAUAGGCAAGGCUGCUCCAAAGUAA